GGAAGCAUGCGGAAGUAGUAAAUUAGACACGUCAAGUAGUGCAAAUAACCAACCAAAAUAGUGACAUUUUGGAAAACUAAUGAAAGUAAAGUUGUUUUUAUUUUAUUUUAAACAAGACGACCUGUGCUAGUUCUAUUCCGAUAGUUAUUCCACAGAGGUAGCCUUUAGUCACUGAACUGUCAUCAUCAUAUAGAGUUAUGGCAUGCAGCGACUCUAUGGUGUCAAUGAAUGGAACUCAAGUUUCCUAUAUUGGACAUGACUGUGAAGACAUCCCAGAGUUCCUUGGAGAAAGAUAUGGACUCUUGACAAGACGGCUAGAUCUCAGCUUCAAUCAGCUAAGGUCACUGGCGGGCCUCAAAGCGUUCACUGGGCUGGAAGAACUGAUCAUCGACAACAAUCUGCUCGGAAACGACCUCCAGUUGCCCAGGUUACCCACCCUCCACACCCUGACACUCAAUAAGAACCAACUGACUGACAUUGAGGCGCUGCUGGAGCACUUGGCAAAGGCGACACCGUCGCUGCAGUACCUCAGCCUGCUGGGAAACGAGGCCUGUCCCAACCAGCUGGUCAGCCUGGACAAGGAUGAGGACGACUACCAGAGAUACAGGUAUUUCGUUCUGCACAAGCUACCCACCCUAAAGUUCCUAGACACUAGGAAAGUUUCUAAGACCGAACAGCAGGAGGCUGAAGCACGGGGAGCCUUCAUGAAGGUGGUCAAACCCAAGUCAUCAGACAUGGUGGCCCCAGGUGACCCCAGGUCUGAUUGUUCCUCCAUGCCCUACACCCCUCUACCCAGAGGCUCUAGAGACGGCAAGAACCACAAAGGUGUGUUCGCCAAGUGCCGUUACAUCUACUAUGGAAAGCAUUCGGAAGGCAACCGAUUCAUCCGCAAUGACCAACUCUGAUGGACCGACAGAGAGACGCAAACACACACACACGCACACACACACAAGCUUCAUUAUACACGUCGUUAAAUGAAAAUUCAAACAUCUUCAUGAACAUGUUCCUUCCGUAACCUAUACUGUAUCAAGCUUCUCAGAGUAGGAUUGCUGAUCUAGGAUCAGUUUUGCUAUUUCGAUCAUAAUGAAUGAGAUUAUAUGGACAGGGGGGUCCUGAUUUUAGGUCAGCAUCCUACUCUACGCUUUAUGAAUAUGGGCCUUGUAGUGUAGUGGCCUGGUCUCUUCCUCCGCUGAGUUGUGGCUGGCUCUCCUGUCAGCUCCACUCUCCUGCCCCAGAGUGAACAUUGACACUCACAUUGACAUAAUUGCAUCUAAGCAGCAGUGCUCCACAUAAACACAACCAUACACAAAAGUGCAUGCAUGCACGCACGCACACACACACACGCACAGAACUGUUCACGCAAGCGCACUCACACUCUCUCUCUUUCACACCCACCCAAACACACACACCCCGUGGCCACGGUGAUGGACAGCUCCAGCCAAGCGGCUGAUUUGACAGCCACAGCAACCAUGAUGGAUCACCCGUCCCCUACCGCCACUCAUCAGGGGUCAGAGGUCAAACCUGAUGCCUCACUGGGUGUGAGUGUGUGUGUGUGUGUGUGUGCAUGUGUGAGGGGGACAGGGGACUGGGGCGUAAUUAUGUGUAUUUCAAAAUGUAAGUAUACAGAAAAUUGCACCUUUAGAGUGACAGCUAGGAGAAAGACAGAGAUACAACAUAAAACGAAUAACGUUCUAAAACCUUUACAAUUCACACCCCUAUGUCCACCUAGAGGUAUAUGGGUUAUGAGCUAUCCCAUAUAAGAUACAUGAUAUAAGCUAGGUAGAUGUUUACACGUGGCACAUCUCCAACUUGUCUAAAUUGGGGCUUGAGAACGUUAACAGAGGGGAUUAGAGAGAGGGUGGAGGCAAGGCCAGACAGGAGAGUGGGAGGAGGAAAGUUAAAGGAAAGCAUAGGAAAGUUAGGAUAACCUUUAACAAGGAGUCCACCCUUGUGGUUCUGAAGUAGUAUUUUAAUGGAUUAUUUCUCAGUAUUAUUUUUGUGACAAUCUCGUAUUUUUUCAGUCUCUGUUUUAAAUGAAUGUACUGUAUUCUGAUACAGGGCUUGCCUGCAAGAGUAACAACACUUCACAACUUUUCACUUACCAAAUGUGUUUAGAUUUACACUGUUGUCAGAUAUACUUUACUAUGGUCUGUUUUAGCUCAGCUGGUAGAGCACAGCGCUUGUAACGCCAGGGUAGUGGGUUCGAUCCCCGGGACCACCCAUACACAA
Messenger RNA from Coregonus clupeaformis (lake whitefish), 2229 nucleotides. Its product is annotated as leucine-rich melanocyte differentiation-associated protein-like. The coding region runs from base 198 to 905 and encodes 235 amino acids. Lineage: Eukaryota; Metazoa; Chordata; Actinopteri; Salmoniformes; Salmonidae. The transcript has 7 exons. Gene Ontology annotation, biological process: melanocyte differentiation. The record is from RefSeq and is a predicted model, not a curated record. Gene Ontology annotation, molecular function: protein binding.